GCAGUGGCAGUUCUCCAGGGACCAGCGAGCGGCCUUUUCCCCGCCUCCCUUUCCUUCCCCUCCCCUUGAGAGAUUCAAGCCGUGUGCUUCCCACUUCCGCCCCCUCUGCCUGCCAUUGGAACUAGUGAAGCCGAGCAAGUUGCAGACCCAGAACAGCCGCUGCUGUCCUCCUCCACCUCCUCGUCGUCUUCUCCUUUCUCCUCUUCCCUGGCUAACGCUUCAGCCGCCGCCCCGAGUCCUCGCCACCGCCCGAGCCCUCAGCCCACGCUGCUGCCGACAUGAGCUUCUUGUUUGGUAGUCGCUCCUCUAAAACAUUUAAACCAAAGAAGAACAUACCGGAGGGUUCUCACCAAUACGAGCUCUUAAAGCAUGCAGAAGCCACACUCGGCAGUGGCAAUCUCCGCAUGGCUGUGAUGCUUCCUGAGGGAGAAGAUCUAAAUGAGUGGGUUGCAGUGAACACCGUGGAUUUUUUCAAUCAGAUCAACAUGCUUUAUGGAACAAUCACAGAUUUCUGUACAGAGGAAAGUUGUCCAGUGAUGUCAGCCGGCCCAAAAUAUGAGUAUCAUUGGGCAGAUGGAACAAACAUAAAGAAGCCGAUCAAGUGCUCGGCGCCCAAGUAUAUUGAUUACUUGAUGACUUGGGUUCAGGACCAGUUGGAUGAUGAAACACUAUUUCCUUCAAAAAUAGGGGUCCCAUUCCCGAAGAACUUCAUGUCUGUGGCAAAAACUAUACUCAAACGCCUCUUUAGGGUGUAUGCGCACAUUUAUCAUCAGCAUUUCGACCCUGUGAUCCAGCUUCAGGAGGAAGCGCAUCUGAAUACAUCUUUCAAGCACUUUAUCUUUUUUGUUCAGGAAUUCAACCUCGUUGAUAGAAGAGAACUUGCACCACUCCAAGAACUGAUUGAAAAACUCACCUCAAAGGACAGAUAAAGGAUGCAGAACUGUUCCUUAAAUGAAGUUGUGUGGAGUGUAUUGGAUUUCAUUGUAUUUUAUUUUUAUCUCAGUGGUUUUGUCUUAGGUUUGGGGGGCCUUGGGGGUUCUUUUUCCUUCAUUCUGAAUAAAUAAAAUUAUAUUCUAUUGCUAGAGAAA
Molecule: messenger RNA, 1088 nt
Organism: Pteronotus mesoamericanus
Lineage: Eukaryota; Metazoa; Chordata; Mammalia; Chiroptera; Mormoopidae
Gene: MOB1B
Product: MOB kinase activator 1B
Exons: 6
Coding region: 279-929 (216 amino acids)
Biological process (GO): positive regulation of protein phosphorylation; hippo signaling
Cellular component (GO): nucleus; cytoplasm
Molecular function (GO): protein kinase activator activity
Source: RefSeq, a predicted model, not a curated record